AUGACGAACGCGUCGCAUUACUCCACAGCCUCAGCGCCGAAGGAGAAGAAGCAGCCCAUGGAGCCGCGGCCGAGCUCCAGCAUCGUGCUCCUGUCGCCAACGAACCAGGUGCUGCUCCUGCGGAGGGUCAAGACCUCGUCAUCUUUUGCCUCGGCUCAUGUCUUCCCCGGCGGGAACCUGUCAGACUUUCAUGACGGGGCGGUGCCGCCGCCUGGCGACCUGGCGAGGCAUGAGGAUAGCCGGGCUUAUAGGAUCGGCGCCGUCAGAGAGACGUUCGAGGAGAGCGGGAUCUUGCUUGCUAGGGACAAGAGAAGCACGGAUGGCUCACUGCUGGUUCUACCCGCUUCCGAGCGAGAUGUAAUCAGGAGACGGAUCUACCAGAAUGAGAUCAGAUUUGAAGAGUGGUUGGAUAGUGUCGGUGGCGUUGCUGAUAUAGAGAACCUACACCCCUUCACCCGCUGGAUUACACCACCGGCGACACCAAAGCGCUUUACGACGCAGAUGUAUCUGUACAUGCUGCCCGUACAGAGCUCGCCCGCCUCCUCGUCCACCCCUUCCGACCCAGCCCUGGCAGCGGCAGAGUCCGAGGCCGUCCUGCCCACGCCAGACGGCGGCGAGGUGACGACAUCGGUCUUCGAGGACGCCAGCGCCUGGCUUGCGCGGCAGGGGCGUGGGGAGGUCAUCCUCUUCCCGCCCCAGGCAUUCCUUCUGACGCUCGUAUCGCAGUUCUGCACGGGGCCUCCCCCUGCCUCCUCCGGCGCUGGCGCCGCGGCAGACGCGGGGGCGCACUAUCAGGCACAGCGUCAGGCGCUUCUGGACUUCCUGCGCACCACACCGACUGCCACGAACCCCAAGGCGCUUAAGCACGCCACGUCACACAUCCCCUGGGCCCAGAAGGUCAUCAGCCCCGUGACCGCCCUGGUCCGGGCGGAUGGCAGGGCGGUCCUCAGCCUGGAGAGGCCCGGCCCGGAGCUGAAGGGGAGCAACAGGGGCGGCGACUGGGAACGGGUCGUCCUGGUCAGGUUCGCCAAGGGCACGGCUACCGAGGUGGAGAUCCGGGACCGGGAGAGCGUGUUCGAGGAGGAGAGGGCCAAGGAGAGGCAGGGGAAGGAUAACGCCGAGGCGAAAUUAUAG
Molecule: messenger RNA, 1134 nt
Organism: Neoarthrinium moseri
Lineage: Eukaryota; Fungi; Ascomycota; Sordariomycetes; Amphisphaeriales; Apiosporaceae
Exons: 2
Coding region: 1-1134 (377 amino acids)
Cellular component (GO): mitochondrion
Molecular function (GO): hydrolase activity, acting on acid anhydrides, in phosphorus-containing anhydrides
Source: RefSeq, a predicted model, not a curated record